Molecule: messenger RNA, 1524 nt
Organism: Ambispora leptoticha
Lineage: Eukaryota; Fungi; Glomeromycota; Glomeromycetes; Archaeosporales; Ambisporaceae
Source: the annotation of a GenBank genome assembly
AUGAACAAUACUACCAUAAAGACGCGAAUUGAAACUCAAUUUGCAAAUUUAUUUCCACUGGCUCAUGAGCUUCUAAAACCGUUACCGCCUGACUAUCUAUUCGAUGCUACACUUAGCUUGCAGCGAAUUCUCAAGAAAAAUAUCAAAUCUCGAACAUUAUUUUCGGCGACAGGCAAAUGGCUUACAUUUUCUGAUGAUACAGAGUAUCCUUACAAUAUUGAAUUGGGUGAAUUGGAGGCUUUAAGGAAUGUGUUUCUUAAAAGAAUAUCUCUUACGAUUAGCCCGAAUUCAACAACACAAGAGAAUUUCGUAGUUAAUGCUAUUGAGAUGAUCCAUCAAGUUAUCUCAAAUAAGUCAUGCAAAGAGCCAAUAUUUUUGAUUACAAAAUCGUCUCAAUCCUUAAAUACCAUCCUUGAAAACCUCGUCACCUCUAUCCCGGAUCUAAUUCAUUGUGGAUCAACAGAAAAAUGUUCAGACAAUUUACGCGAGCGCAAUAUCAAUUGCCUCAUGCAGAAAUCCUCAGCAGAUAAUCCCUCGCCCGACAUCAGAACUUCAAUCAAAAAAUUGAAAACGUAUGUAGAAUUCCUUAAAGCUACAAAAUCGAUUGCUAUAAGCGAUGAUUCAUUUGUUGACGCCGCUCCUCAAGAUAUCCGUGUGCAGUUCGAAGCAGACGCUAUCAAUUUACUACCGGCAUGGCUCAGGGGAAAUACUCAUCAAGAAGCAUUACGUGAUAUUGUAAAUUUGCCGAAUGCCAGUGAAUCUGCCAAUUUUGACAAACAACCGUUACCACAACUUGUCUUAGACAACUUAAGUGACGACAUAAGUAAAAUGUGGAAAAAUUAUGUAGCAAAAUUCAAAAAUAUCUGGAAGCUUCCAUUAUUUAUUCGAGAAAAGAUUAGAGAAUCGUAUGAUGAAAUAAUUACAAACCACGUACGCUCAGAAAUAAACGAAACUCUCCACGCAAUCACAAGUCUCAAAAAAUGUGUCGAGAAUAUACAUAACGUUGAAUGGCUUAACACUGUAGAACGCUCAACGUUGGUUGGCAUGAAUAUCUCUCACGCAUUACAACAUCAAAAUUCCAUCAAAAAUCUUGAACCCCGAGUUAUCAUUGUAAAUGAAGCAUCACUUAUACCUGAAGGAUUAUUAAUUCCGUUUUUGUCUUCACGUAAUCUCGAGCAUCUCAUACUAGUUGGCGAAAAAAUUUCCAUUGAAAAUGACAUCUCUCUUUUUGAACAUCUUGUAAGACAAGGGGCACCUCAUAUAAAAAUUGAUCUUCCUCGAAAAUCAAGUAGUACAUUGUCUAUAUCACAUAAAAAUCUUCACGAAUCCGAUAAUGAUCCGGUCGAUAAACCUCACACGGAAUUACCAUCACCACUUCCACGGCCUAAUAAUACACCUAAUACUGCGGCGGAUAUAAUCCAAGAUACAAAAUCAUCAUCUGCUGUUUCUAACAAGACUUCUGAUUCAGUAAAAGCGUGGUAUACAGAAAAUCUUGCAAAUUCGGCGUGGUGGUUGCCCAAAUAG